Messenger RNA from Cryptococcus wingfieldii CBS 7118, 789 nucleotides. RefSeq names its product V-type H+-transporting ATPase subunit D. Gene Ontology annotation, biological process: vacuolar acidification. Gene Ontology annotation, cellular component: fungal-type vacuole membrane; vacuolar proton-transporting V-type ATPase complex. Gene Ontology annotation, molecular function: proton-transporting ATPase activity, rotational mechanism. The record is from RefSeq and is a predicted model, not a curated record. The transcript has 5 exons. Lineage: Eukaryota; Fungi; Basidiomycota; Tremellomycetes; Tremellales; Cryptococcaceae. The coding region runs from base 1 to 789 and encodes 262 amino acids.
AUGUCCGGUGCAGGUCCCAGAGAAGCCAUCUUCCCCACGCGGAUGAACCUGACCCUCACAAAGGGUCGUCUUAAGGGUGCUCAAACAGGCCACUCUCUGCUUGCCAAGAAGCGUGAUGCUCUUACCACCCGUUUCAGGACUAUCCUCCGUAAAGUCGACGAGGCCAAGCGCUUGAUGGGCCGUGUCCUCCAGCUUGCGUCCUUCUCCCUCGCCGAAGUCACAUACACUGCUGGUGAUAUCAGCUAUCAAGUCCAAGAGUCCGUCACCACCGCGAGCUACCAGGUCGAGGCGAGGCAGGAGAAUGUCAGUGGUGUCGUCCUGCCGGCCUUUGAGGGUGUUAUCAAGAACUCGAAAGAGGUGAAUUUGACAGGUCUAAGUCGAGGAGGACAACAAAUCCAGAAAUGUCGCGAGACGUAUAUCAAAGCGGUCGGCACUCUCGUCGAGCUGGCGUCUCUCCAAACCGCAUUCACCAUCCUCGACGAAGUCAUCCGUGCCACCAACCGCCGUGUCAACGCCAUCGAACACGUCGUCAUCCCCCGUCUCGACAACACCAUCAAAUACAUCAACUCUGAGCUCGAUGAGAUGGACCGAGAAGAGUUCUUUAGGCUGAAGAAGGUGCAAGGGAAGAAGAAGAGGGAUGCGGCCACUACAGAGGAGAGAAGGGCGGGUGAGAAUGAAGAGUUUGAGGAGGCGGGAGGGGAGAGGCAUGCGGAUGAGGGGAUUGGUGGAGGGGCGGCUGGUGGGGGUGAUAUGCUUGAUGAGGGCAAGGAUGAGGAUGUGAUUUUCUAG